AUCGCUUCAUACAUCAUUGACACUUUAUAAUUUGCAUACUUUGGUUUCCAUAAUACAUUUCGAACUGUCAGAGCAAUGUAGCAGGUAGCUAGUCUUCUUGUUUUUAAUCUAAGAGCAUCUACUACGAUAUCAUUGUAAAAAGUCAUCUGUGUUUUCUUGAGAGGUACCAUCAGACUUGUAUGAAGCGACAUAAGGAUGGCUUUGCAUGCUCAAGGAAAUCAGUACUAGCCUUCGCCUUGUUUGCUCUGUGCCUUUAAAUAUUACUAUUGCGCCCAGUCCACUCGUCAGGACAGGCAUGUUGUCAUAUAAAAUUUAUCGAGAACAGAACAAGAAAGAAAGAGAUACUAAUGCACCAACAUCUUCUGCUGCAAUUCACCAAAACAUCAUUCUGCAGCCUCUAUCACCACUGGCCGAUGGAUGCCCUUAAGUAUUUAGUUUGCUAGAGUACAUGAAUGAAGCUUUACCUUCGAAUAUAAAUUAACAUGGAUCCAAGAGACAAAUAUCAUUUCUCUUCAUUUCCUU
This is a messenger RNA of Plasmopara halstedii, 522 nucleotides long. RefSeq lists its product as uncharacterized. The record is from RefSeq and is a predicted model, not a curated record. The transcript has a single exon. Bases 206 to 427 code for a protein of 73 amino acids. Lineage: Eukaryota; Oomycota; Peronosporomycetes; Peronosporales; Peronosporaceae.